Molecule: messenger RNA, 406 nt
Organism: Populus trichocarpa (black cottonwood)
Lineage: Eukaryota; Viridiplantae; Streptophyta; Magnoliopsida; Malpighiales; Salicaceae
Exons: 1
Coding region: 47-406 (119 amino acids)
Molecular function (GO): DNA binding
Source: RefSeq, a predicted model, not a curated record
UUAAACAUAACCAUUUCUCUCUUUUUUCACGACCCUUGAGAAAAAAAUGCAGAUCUUCAGCAAAGUGUUGAGAGAUACUGAUGUCCAUGUUCGGUUCUCGUUCCCAACUCAUUGCCUAGAGCAUUUAGAUUUUUCUGGAAAUAAUCUUGUUGAUUUGCAUGUUAAAGAUAGAUGUGGUGAGCUUCGAGUUAUUCGUUGCCUGAAGAGAAAUGGAGUUUAUGACAAGCCAGUGCUUUCUAUGGGCUGGCUUAAAUUUGUUGCUGAUUAUGGACUGAGAGUUGGUGACAAGGUUGUUCUUCAUCGUGAGGAUGACCAGAACCUGGGGUCACAGUUCAUGAUUGAAGCUAAGAGGAGAAUCAUGCUGCUUGGUGAGGAGGCUUGGGGUGAUGUGACAAGAGCUAACUAG